CUGUCAAAUGGGAGAGAAGGGCUUGAUAAAUCAAGCCAAUUGUGUUUUAUUGUCACCUUUAUUGUGUAUUACAGACUGCAUGAUAUAGUCAUGAGGAAAACGACAAAGCGAUGCCUUAGUGCGGUGCAGAAAUCGAAAAAAUGGUUAUCUGCCCCCCAUUUGUCCAUCAGACGUCGCUUUGGUCAGCUUCACCCUCCUCUCUUACGACUUCGUUCCUGGCAGCUCCUCAAACCUCUUGCAAAAGCUGGACUGAGACCAGGUGGUGUUAGUAAGGCAGUAUACAGCAGAGCACCGACUCGGCUCUUGUCACGUCUAUGGGGCCUAUUAAACGAUGUCAGACUACCACGUUGGUUACGUCGGCCUCUUUUCUCUAUCUAUAUCUGGGCCUUCUCUGUAAAAAUGGAAGAAGCUGAGGAAGAAGAUCUAAACCGAUACCAAAACUUGGGAGAACUUUUCAAAAGACCACUUAAACCAGCAGUCCGACCAAUUGCCUCCUAUUGUUUGGUUAGUCCAUGUGAUGGCCGUGUUCUACACUGUAGUUGGGGGCGUGAUGCUCAUAUUGAGCAGGUUAAAGGUCUCACUUAUUCAUUGGACAGUUUCCUUGGACCCCAAGACUGGCGUGAUGCAUUCGACCCAAGUCUACCUCUCCUAAGGCAGUUAGGUGUUCGUCCCUCCAGCAGACUGUAUCAUCAUGUUGUGUACUUGGCACCUGGUGAUUACCAUCGAUUCCACUCCCCAACUGAUUGGAGUAUCCAGCACCGGAGACAUUUUCCAGGAACUUUGCUCUCAGUGAGUCCUCAUGUUGCUAGCUGGAUGCCAAGUCUGUUCUGUCAGAAUGAACGUGUUGUGCUCAGUGGUCAAUGGCAGUUUGGGUUUUUCUCUCUUACGGCAGUGGGAGCCACGAAUGUGGGAUCUAUACACAUAUACGGUGAUCAGGACCUGAAGACUAACCACCCACACCACGUAAAGGGACAGUUCCAUGACUGCAGCUACACAGAGUGCUUUGGCCCAGGAGGUCUGAUCCUCGAGAAAGGGUCACCUUUAGGGGAGUUUAAUUUUGGAUCCACAAUUGUGCUGAUCUUUGAAGCCCCUCGUCACUUCCAGUUCACUGCUGGGAGCCGGAUUCACAUGGGAGAAGCCCUGGGGACACUAUGACAGAAACAUAUAGAACUGAGUGGAACCUUCCUAGACUUAUUGACGUGAUACAGCCGAGUGCAGGCACUGUAAUGGUUAGCACACUAUUACCGUUAUGGGUUCUUCAUUAUUUCAAAUACCUCCUUAUUGUGCUUUUUAAUAAAGAAGUUCAUAAAAA
Bombina bombina (fire-bellied toad) is the source of this 1312-nucleotide messenger RNA. Its product is annotated as phosphatidylserine decarboxylase proenzyme, mitochondrial. NCBI's taxonomy places the organism in Eukaryota, Metazoa, Chordata, Amphibia, Anura, Bombinatoridae. Gene Ontology annotation, cellular component: mitochondrion. Gene Ontology annotation, molecular function: phosphatidylserine decarboxylase activity. The coding region runs from base 91 to 1155 and encodes 354 amino acids. The transcript is spliced from 7 exons. The record is from RefSeq and is a predicted model, not a curated record. Gene Ontology annotation, biological process: phosphatidylethanolamine biosynthetic process.